Hymenoscyphus albidus is the source of this 843-nucleotide messenger RNA. Lineage: Eukaryota; Fungi; Ascomycota; Leotiomycetes; Helotiales; Helotiaceae. The record is from the annotation of a GenBank genome assembly.
CUCGAAGCUCGGUUGCGACAACAAGGCUGGAGCCUUUCUCAGAUCCCCAAGCUCGGACCCCUGUCACCACUUCCAAAAAUCUACACCCCCCCAUCCCAAACAGCACAACUCCUCCCCAAGUCCAAGUAAGAAGCUACCAUCUUACCCCUCUCAAACUAUCGCGCGCCAACCCCCUACUCGCCGCGCAAAGUAAGCCCUAAAGGCCCGGCGCCAUGUCUCUCCAAGGCUAUGUAAACAGUGAGUUUUCCCUUCCCCCUCCUCCGUCCAUCCCCUCAUAUACGACCCCUCUAUGGGGUCUCGCUCUCGUUGGCAAAGCUUACAACCCCCUUUCUGACAGUUUCUGGGUAAAUAGAGAAAGUACUAGUUCUGACCAGCGACUCGAGGACGCUGGUGGGGAACUUAUUAUCGUGUGAUCAGAUGACGAAUUUGGUAUGUUUUCCCCCCUUGUCCUCUGACCUUCUAUUCUUAUGUGGAAAUAUAACUUGUUCUAUGGAUGCUAAUUUCUUGCGAAAUAGGUCCUCUCAGAAACAACAGAGCGUAUAAUCCGACCGCCAGAAGACCCCGAGCCCUCGAGCGAAAUCCCACAUGGCCUCUACCUAAUCCGCGGCGACAACGUAGUAGUAGUCGGCUUAGUAGACCCCGAGCUGGACGAGAGUAUCAAUUGGAGCGAGGUACGAGGGGCUGUUAUAGGAGGGGUAAAGCAUUCAUGAUCUUAGUCCCAUCUUGAAGGGGAAUGCGAAGGGAAGUGGGAGAGGCAAUGUGAAAGAUAAAGGGAUGGAUAUCAAUAGAAUGAAUGACUGAGCAUAUAGCCUAGUGUGAUGCAUGUAUGGAUGGCGUUUUUAG